Trypanosoma theileri is the source of this 993-nucleotide messenger RNA. Its product is annotated as class I nuclease-like protein. The coding region runs from base 1 to 993 and encodes 330 amino acids. Gene Ontology annotation, biological process: DNA catabolic process. NCBI's taxonomy places the organism in Eukaryota, Euglenozoa, Kinetoplastea, Trypanosomatida, Trypanosomatidae. Gene Ontology annotation, molecular function: nucleic acid binding; endonuclease activity. The record is from RefSeq and is a predicted model, not a curated record. The transcript has a single exon.
AUGACUGCCCAGAAGACUGCCCUACUUCCCAUCCUCGCUGUUGUGAUGGGUCUUGUGCUUCUCUCCUCGCCGGCCCAUGCGUGGUGGUGCAAGGGCCACAUGGCGGUGGCGGAGAUCGCGCGGCGGCACUUGGAGCCCAACGUUGCGGCUCUGGUGGAGGCAGCGGCGUCGGAUCUCAGCAAGAGCGGCCCGUUCCCAAAGAGUCCAGACUUUGUUCAGCUUUCGUGCUGGGCGGAUGAUGUCAAGUCGUUGGGGCUUGGGGUGAUGGGGGAAUGGCAUUACAUCGAUACUCCAUACAAUCCGCAGAAUGUUCCCAUCAAGAAGUGGCCAGUGUCACCUGAGAAUGUGCUGACCGUAAUUAAAGGGUUGGUGAAAACUCUUGAAAACCCCAAGAAAUUGGUUUUACCGCAAUAUGUGAUCAGCUUUGCCAUCGCCAAUCUCGUACACUUCUACGGCGACAUCCACCAGCCACUGCACGCCACUGAAUUGCACUCACCAGCGUACCCAAAUGGUGACGGUGGUGGCAAUACUGAAACAGUAUACGUCAACGGAUCCAAAAUGAAGCUUCACGCCCUCUGGGACUCCAUCUGCGAGGGCCCACAAGUGGAUCCACCGCGGCCGCUCAAGUCCUCCGACUACGCAGACAUCAAGAAGUUCGCCGACUACCUGGAGGAUACAUACAAGUUCACGGCGAAGCAGAAGGCCGAGACGAACGCCUCCGUGAUGGCUGAUGAGAGCUACACCGCUGCUGUGGAGGCGGUGUACCCUGGUAUCAGCAACGGUGUGACAGUGAACGAGACGUACCUCGCACAGUGUAAGGCCACAGCGGAACCACGAGUCGCCCUUGCCGGCUACCGCCUCGCCACACAGCUAAAUGCCCUGUUUGCCAACAACAGCGUUGUGAAGGGGAAAUAUCAUUUUUUAGUUGCUUAUGUGAAAAAGUCUCUUGUUACAAGUUAUACCUGGUUAACAGGCAAUGAGGAAGGCUAUUAG